Messenger RNA from Pygocentrus nattereri (red-bellied piranha), 3473 nucleotides. It is a transcript of the gene fam193b, whose product is annotated as family with sequence similarity 193 member B. The transcript has 10 exons. Gene Ontology annotation, cellular component: cytoplasm; nucleus. Bases 154 to 3060 code for a protein of 968 amino acids. NCBI's taxonomy places the organism in Eukaryota, Metazoa, Chordata, Actinopteri, Characiformes, Serrasalmidae. The record is from RefSeq and is a predicted model, not a curated record.
CAGAAACUGUUUUUACGGCGCUUGGAAAAAAAAAUAAAAAGCCAAAAAAAUCUCCAUUUUUUAUCGGAGCUGUACCGUUUUUUAUCAAACCUGUCGCAAACUGAGCAGGGACAGGCAGAGGAAAUACACAAUAGAACUGUACAAUAAAGCGCCAUGGCUAGGAAGAAGAGCAAGCAGGCGGGAGCGGGGCAGAAGGAGGACCCGCAGCAGCAGCAGCAGCAGCGGAGCGCCGCGGAGAAGAAGGCCGACGGAGCUGCAGCCGGAGGCGGAGACGCGGGACUAGACCGCCCGGCGAGGACUAGCCAGUCCAUGCACACCUGCUGUUUGCUGUGCCAUCGGGAGUUUAAGGACUGGGGAGCAGGCCUGGCCAACGGGCUCCCCAGCCAUGGGUCCAAACUGGCGGAGGCUGUACCAGCUCUCUCCCAGGCACUGUUAAGGGAGGUCCCGGGCCGCAAGCUAGCGGACGCUGUGCCCUCGCUAUCGCAGUCACUGCUGGGAGAAGUCCCCCUCUGGAUAUGCCAGAGUUGCCGGAAGAGUGUGGAGGAAGAGGAGAGGAGGACAGCGCAGGAGCAGAGUGCACCAGUGCCGUUGUCCCACUCUUCGUCAUGUAAGUCGCAGAACUGUGGGAAUGGUUACCCAGAGCAGAGCUCUGUAGACUGGGACCCCAGCUCCUUCCUGUCGGCCCGAAAGCUGUCAGGCCUCUGGAACUCUGCUCACUCGAACACGGGAGCUCACUGCACCCAUGGUGCUGGUACUCAUUCUCAGCAAGCAGGCGGGACGGCGGGACCAACCUGUCAUGAGAAAAGAUCCUCUCACGAGGCAUCUGGGACCAAAAUAUGUCCCUACAGUCACCCAGCUUCCCCCAGUCUCAGUGCCACGUCCCCUGUUACUCCACUGUCUACCUCCGCCGAGCUUUGCAAGACCACCCCCAAGCACUUCAAAACCAUGUGCAGGCGACCAACUCCUCCAGGUGAGGCGUUCCACCCGAGUGAGCACCACCAGUCUGCAGACCUAUCAGUGCCGCCCAACAGCCCUACGGGCCUCUCUUCCCAGAACUCCACUCUGCUGCCUGCCACCAAGCCCACCUCUAGUCAACAUGUCCACGUCAACACGUCUGCACACGCUCCAUUUUCCCCACUGGCACCAAACCUGGCUGCUGGCGCCAAGCACUCGGGUGGGCCGGACAGCCCAGCCACCCUGCAUAAGUCCAGCACUUGCAAAAAUGCUCACAUUCCGCCCACCGGUGCCCAGCAUGGGAAAGUGGGCUCCUCGCUGCUGGGCUGCAGCCACCCCUGCAACGGGCACAACAACAAUGGCAGCAGUGGCACUGUACCAUCAUCCAAUGCAGCUCAUCUAACGUCCACUGCUUGCAGGGACCAAGCGUGUAAAGGGCACAAGCUGGUGAACGGUUCAUCAUGUCAGCAAGCGGUGUGUGAGCCAGAAGAAGGGGAGGAUGAAGACAGCAGCUCAGAGCGCAGCUCCUGUGCCUCCUCAUCCACCAAUCAGCGUGACGGAAAAUAUUGUGACUGCUGCUACUGCGAGUUCUUUGGCCAUAAUGCGCCACCUGCAGCCCCCACCAGUCGGAAUUAUGCAGAGAUCCGAGAGAAGCUUCGGUCCCGGCUGACUCGCCGUAAAGAAGAGUUGCCUCAGAGGCAGGACCUGGACCCAGCCACACCCAGCGCGAUCGACCACCGCGACGUGGACGAGCUACUAGACUUUAUCAAUAGCACCGAACCCAAGCCAGUCAACAGCGCCAAGGCAGCCAAACGUGCACGGCACAAACAGAAGAAGAAGGAGAGGGAGCGUGCCCUCCAGGGUGCAGUGGAGACAUCCUGCACUGAGCAGCGAUCCUCUUCUCCCCAAGAGCCAGCAGAGGAAGAGUCUGCCCCGGAUGGUGAAGCAGGUCGUCUGCUGGAAUGGCCUCAGCUGGAGCUGGAGCGCGUCAACAGCUUUCUCACCUCCCGCCUAGAAGAGAUCAAGAACACCAUUAAAGACUCCAUAAGGGCCUCCUUUAGCAUGUACGAUCUUAACUUGGAUGUCAACGACUUCCCUAAGAAAGCUGCCACGCUGGAGGGCAACCACCUGCUGUCUCACCUCAAUGGCUCGUCCGACCUGCAGCAGAUUGACCUGGACUUAGCCCCACUUUCGCUGAAGAACUUCAAGAGAGAGCUGGAUACGCUACACAGUUGUAUGGACAGCGCCAAUAGCAGCAUCAACAGCAACACCACCUCUUUCAGUGCAGCCACGGCCAAAGAUGUCCAGCGGCUGCACACCACUCCCAGCCUCUCCAAGCUCAUCAGGGUCCGCUCCCCGGAAAGAGGCUCCCCACCCGGCUCUGAGGACACCACGCCCAACACAGCCCCCAUGCCCAAACCCAAAGACGAGGCCCCAGACUCCAAGAACGCCACAGGGGCCGGAGCCAAGACGAAGAAGGGCAAAAAACAGCAGCAUAGGCAGCAGCAACAAGACCAGGUCUCACAGGACCAGCUUGCUGUCUCCAAGUCUGCCAAAGCAACACCUGGAAACCAAGAGAAAACUCAAGAGGGCAGAGCAACUGAGGCAGAGAAGGGCCCCAGAGGAGGUUCGAAAGCGAGCCAGCAGAGUCAGCAGCAUGGGGAGACUCCAAAAACAGGGAAUAAAAAGACAGAGGAAGGCAAGUCCUCCAAACUUACUUCCAAUGGAACUGUGAAUGGGAACCAUCAUUCAGGUUCUAACUCGCACAAAGGAAAGAAUGACACUGACAUGAGAGGAAACAGAUUGGAGCACGAGGCAGAUGCCAAAACCAACUCCAACACUCCAGCAAACUCGAACUCCCAGCAGCAACAGUCAAAAGGAAAGAAUAAGAAGAACAAGAGCAAGAUGGACAACUCCAGUAUUGCAAUUGUAGAUGACGUGUUCCUUCCCCAAGACCUGGAUCCGACGGAAAUGGAUGAGAUCGAUCGCGAGGUCGAAUACUUCAAGAGGUUUUGCCUCGAUUCAGCUAAACAAACUCGACAGAAGGUGGCUGUGAACUGGUCCAACUUCAGCCUGAAAAAGACGCCCUCAGACGCAGCUCAGUAACACAUGAACGAUGGUUAAAAGAUGCCCCCAACUUUCUGACAAGACUGCUCAACACACGUGUGACUCACUGUAUUGAACACCUGAUUGGCCUAUGGCCACUUUACUCAACACUUGAUUGGCUGGACGUCACCCUGCUGUCUAUGCCCUCUUUAUCACUAAAGCCACGGGACCUCUGUCUACAUAAUCAUCCAUCAAAGCGUGUUUUUUUUUUUUUUUUUUUUUUUUUUUUUUUCCCCUUUUCAGUCGUACCUGAUGGUAGAGUGGGGUCACGUGCAAGCCUGCCUUCAGCCCCAUCUGUCUCUGUUGCAUUGGAGUGAUGUACCAAAAUGUGAUUUGGUUACUACUCCUGCAUUUCUUUACUUCAUUUGUAGUAUGUAAACAGUUAUUUUACAAUAAAAUAUUUUAAAUCAGAA